Molecule: messenger RNA, 1682 nt
Organism: Elaeis guineensis (African oil palm)
Lineage: Eukaryota; Viridiplantae; Streptophyta; Magnoliopsida; Arecales; Arecaceae
Product: cytochrome P450 CYP94D108
Molecular function (GO): iron ion binding; heme binding; oxidoreductase activity, acting on paired donors, with incorporation or reduction of molecular oxygen
Source: RefSeq, a predicted model, not a curated record
UACACCAAGCAUUUUCCAGUUUUGGUAGACUAGAAGGCAUGGAGAUUUCAUCUGUACUAGUCUUCUUCUUCCUCAUUCCCCUCUUCAUCUUCCUUUUCUACUACCAAAAACCAGCAAAGAAACCAACCCCUGGAGAACUCCAAGGCUACCCACUACUUGGGAUCCUCCCCCAGUUGCUUAAAAACCGUCACCGACUCCUUGAAUGGACAACUGAAGCCCUCAUCAAGAACCCAUCGCAUACAAUAGUAUUCCAGAGCCUCGGGCAGGACAGUGGAAUCCAAACUGCAAAUCCCUUGAACAUCGAACACAUGCUCAAAACCAACUUCAAGAACUACCCAAAAGGCGAGAGAACAAUCAAAAUGCUAGAGGAUUUCUUCGGCCAUGGGAUCUUCAAUUCUGAUGGUGAGCACUGGAAUUUGCAACGGAAGGCAGCCAGCUUUGAGUUCAAUACAAGAUCGCUUCGUAACUUCGUGGUGGACACAGUCCAGCAGGAGGUAGCGCAGAGACUAUUGCCAUUGCUGAAGAAAGCCAGCAAAAAGGAGGAGACCAUAGACUUUCAAGAUGUUCUAGAGCGUUUUGCAUUUGAUAACAUCUGCAAGGUGGCGUUUAAUGAAGAUCCUGCCUGCCUUACAGAAGAGGGGUUUGGCAAUACAAUAUCCUCACGCUUCAUGAAGGCCUUUGGAGAAGCACAGAACAUCAUUACAGAGCGGUUCCUGGAUGCACUGAAAAUCAGCUGGAGGAUCAAAAGGCUGCUUAAUAUUGGCUCAGAAAGACGGUUGAAAGAAUCAAUUUCAAUUGUCAACAACUAUGCCAUAAACAUCAUUCGAUCAAGGAAGGAAAGAACUUUGGAUCACUUGAGUGAUCUUUUGUCUCGAUUUGCUUCAAACAAAGAUAACACAGAAGAAUAUCUUCGAGAUGUGGUGGUAAGCUUCCUUACUGCUGGGCGUGAGACAACAUCAUCAGCACUGACAUGGUUCUUCUGGCUCCUAUCGGCAAGACCUGAUGUGGAGAAAAAGAUACUGGAUGAAGUCAGAUCAAUCCGUGCCCUGAAACAGAAAACAAGUGAGACAUUUAGUUUUGAUGAGCUACGAGAGAUGCACUACCUACAUGCUGCCAUAUCAGAGUCGAUGAGGUUGUAUCCUCCCGUGCCCCUUGACACACAAACUUGCAAAGAAGAUGACACCAUGCCAGAUGGAACAUUGGUGCAUAAAGGAUGGUUUGUGACAUACAAUGCUUAUGCUCUGGGAAGGCUGGAGGACAUCUGGGGGAAGGACUGUAAUGACUACAAGCCAGAGAGGUGGUUGGAAAAUGGGGUUUUCCAGCCAGAAAAUCCAUUCAAGUAUCCAGUGUUUCAUGCCGGUCCAAGAAUGUGCUUGGGGAAGGAGAUGGCAUACAUACAGAUGAAAUCAAUUGCUGCUUGUGCGCUUGAAAACUUUGAAUUCAAUGUUGUGGGGAGGGACAAAACUCCAGAAUAUCUACCCUCACUGACCCUGAGGAUGAAAGGAGGUUUGCCUAUUCAGGUUAGAGAAAGAGUUGAUGUGAUCAAUUAACCAGGCGAAGUCUAAAUAAUCACAUUUGUAUUAUGGAAAAACCAGCAUGUAAUUUAUAACUUUCUGCUUAUAUUGUCAUAAUUUUACUAUUGCAUUUCUGUAUGUUAUAGAAAAAAAUAGUGCAGUUUUACU